Molecule: messenger RNA, 3545 nt
Organism: Loxodonta africana (African savanna elephant)
Lineage: Eukaryota; Metazoa; Chordata; Mammalia; Proboscidea; Elephantidae
Gene: LTB4R
Product: leukotriene B4 receptor
Exons: 2
Coding region: 272-1324 (350 amino acids)
Biological process (GO): inflammatory response; complement receptor mediated signaling pathway; positive regulation of cytosolic calcium ion concentration
Cellular component (GO): plasma membrane
Molecular function (GO): complement component C5a receptor activity; leukotriene receptor activity
Source: RefSeq, a predicted model, not a curated record
CUUCACUGGGCUCUCCUGGAACACAGAGACUAUUUUUUUUCUACUAGUGAAGGGAGGGGUGGGGGUUUCAGCCCCACCCUAAGGAAGAUUCAUCUUCCCCCCACCUCCUGCUCCGUGGUACUUCCUCUCUGGCUGACUUAGCUGACAGCACCCAGACCUGGGGCUAGGCCCCGGGCACUGGGACAGAUCUGGGGAUAGGCCACACCACCCUGCCCUGACCCUGGGAUUGGCACCAGCUUCCAACCAGUACUUGGCAAAGCCUGUCCUUGCAAUGGCCAUGAACACUACAUCUCCUGGAGCAGCAACCUCACCAGGUGUCUUUUUCCAACCGCUGGCCAUCAUUUUACUAUCACUGGCACUGGUUGUGGGGCUUCCUGGCAACGGAUUCGUGGUGUGGAGCAUCCUGGCAAAAAUGCAGAAGCACUCCGUCACUACCCUGCUGGUCCUGAACUUGGCCUUGGCCGACUUGGCCGUAUUGCUCACUGCCCCCUUUUUCCUUUCCGCCCUGGCCCGAGGCACCUGGGACUUUCGACUGGUUGGCUGCCGCCUCUGCUUCUAUAUCUGCGGGGUCAGUAUGUAUGCCAGCAUCCUGCUUAUCACGGCCAUGAGUCUGGACCGCUCACUGGCAGUGGCCCGCCCCUUCUUGUCCCAGAAGCUGCGCACCAAGGCGAUGGCUGGGCGGGUGCUAGCAGGCAUUUGGGUGGCGUCCGUACUGCUGGCCACGCCCGUCUUAUUGUACCGCACGGUGGCCUUGCAAAAGAACAACAGGAGCCUGGCCUGCUUCAUGAAGUACCCUACUGAAGGACACCGGGCCUUCCAUCUGCUCUUUGAGACCAUCACCGGCUUCCUGCUGCCCUUCCUGGUCGUGGUGGCCAGCUACUCCGACAUCGGGCGCAGGCUGCAGGCCCGGCGCUUCCGCCGCAGUCGCCGCACCGGCCGCCUGGUGGUGCUCAUCAUCCUGGCCUUUGCUGCGUUUUGGUUGCCCUAUCACGUGGUGAACCUGGCCGAGGCGGGCCGCUCGCUGGCCGGCCUGGCCGCCUGGUCCGGGCCAGCGGGGAUGCGGCUGCUCCUGACCCACAAGGUGCUCAUCGCGCUCGCCUUCCUGAGCAGCAGCGUGAACCCUGUGCUGUAUGCUUGCGCCGGCGGUGGCCUGCUGCGCUCGGCCGGCGUGGGCUUCAUAGCCAAGCUGCUGGAGGGCACGGGCUCUGAGGGGUCCAGCGCCCGCCGCGGGGGCACCUUGGGCCAGACCAUGAGGGGCGCCCCCACCUCUCCUGACCCUGCCCCCACCGAGGAUCUCACUGCCUCCUCCAACCCUCUAGAGUGAAGCGAACUGAACUAGGCCUGGUGGGUGGUGAUGGAAGGAUGCUCACUUUCCUCCUGCUGGAGGGCCCUCCUGCUGGCCUGACCCAAUUCUGUACCCCAAGGAGGAGAAUGAGAGUGGGGGCUUGAGCGGAAGAAGAGAGAAGGAGGGGCAAGUGGCUGCCGACUGAGAAAGCCUGCUCGGGCCUGGCUCUCAAUGGCAGCUUUACAAUUAAAACUGAAAUCUGAAAUUGGGUCAGCAUUGUGAGUGGGGCUUGUGUGUGAUGGGGGACUGAGUGCUCACAGGUGGCCCUUAUGACAUCCCUCUGAGUCAUUGAGAGUCACAUCCUUUAAUUCCCCAUGAUUUUCAACUCUGGAAGGACUAAAAAAAAAAAAAAAAGGUAACAAAAAAAAGCAAACCGUUGAGGUGGAGUCCCAUGUGUUACAGAGUAGAACUGCUCCAUAGGGUUUUCUUGGCUGAAAUUUUUAGGGAAACAGAUUACUAGGCCUUUCUUCUGUGGUGUCACUGGGUGAAUUUCAGCCACCAGCCUUUAGGUUAAUAGUCAAACUUGCCAGGCCUUUCUUUUUUGGCAUCACUGAGUGGGUUCCAACCAUAAACCUUAAGGUUAGUAGUCAAACAAAAGCCAUUUGCAUCACCACUGGGACCUAAAAAAGACAUAGAAAUCAUCCCCUCCCGCCCUCAGAUGAUUCUGAGGCAGCUAGUUUGCAGAUCAUACCCUGAAAAAUGAAGGUCUACAGACUACUAAGACUCCUAAAGAUGCUGAUCAAGGAAGGCAAUGUGAACUCAUGACUCCAGACUCCCUGACUCAGGGGAUCUUCUGAUAAAACUUAGCGCUACUAUGACACCAUCUACCCCGUAGCCUGUGACAGCUAUUGUUCGUGCGACUUUCCAAUUUCCUGCAAUAAUCUUCAUCUCUCAGCAGGAGAUGGUCUUGGAAAUCCCCAUCCUUUCCUCCAUCUCCCAAGGAGGUCUCAUUUGAGAGCCAAAUCAUCAGAUCUUAUUCCCUAGAAUUUGCCCAUCAGCAUCCUGCCAGCCCCUAACACACGCCCUGGCACAGGGUGGGGCCUUCUGUGGCCACAGUUACCCCAAGGAAAUAAAGAUUCCCAAAAGUGAGAGGGAUGAGUCAUUAUUUCCUAUGUGUCACUGUUGUCUUAGACAGCUUUGCCUAGCUCUGUUCUAACAACAUUUUGGGAAGAUGGCAGCAGCAGUGGAAUCUGUACUUGUGGAGUCUCUCCAAAAGAGCAGCCAGGGAAGCAAACUCAAAAAUUCAUGUGCCUGUAGAUAAGAACUGCUUUGGGUGAAGGGAAAGACAACACUCAAUACAAGGAAGGUCAGCCUAAUUGGACUGGAUUAAAAGCAAAGAGGUUUCUGGGAUAAAGUGAAAGCUUCAAAGGUCAGCGGAGCAGGGGCUGGGGUCUGGGGAACUUGGUUUGAGGGGACUUCUAAGUCAAUGGGCAAAAUAAUUCUAUUAUGAAAACACUCUGCAUCCCACUUUGAAUUGUGGCGCCUGGGGUCCUAAAUGCCAACAAGCGGCCAUCUAAGAUACAUCAAUUGGUCUCAACCCACCUGGAGCAAAGGCAAAGGAAGAACACCAAGGUCACACGACAACUAAGAACCCAAGAGACAGAAAGGGCCACAUGAACCAGAGACCUACAUUAUCCUGAGACCAGAAGAACUAGUUGGUGCCCGGCCACAAUCGAUGUCUGCCCUGUCAGGGAGCACAACAGACAACUCCUGAGGGAGCAGGAGACCAAUGGGAUACAGACCCCAAAUUCUCAUGAAAAGACCAUACCUAAUGGUAUGAUUGCGACUAGAGGAAUCCCAGAGACAAUGCUCCCAGAACUUCUGAUGGCAGAGGACAGGAACCAUCCCCGAAGACAAAUCAUCAGGCAUGAAAAGGACUGGUCAGUGAGGGGGAGAGAGAUGCUGAUGAAGAGUGAGCUAAUUAAAUCAGGUGGACACUGGAGAGUGUGUUGGCAACUCUUGACUGGAGGGGGGAUGGGAAGAUAGAGAGAGAGGGAAGAUGGCAAAAUUGGCAUGAAACAAGAGACUGUAAGGGCUGACUCAAUAGGGGGAGAGCAUGUGGGAGAAGGGAGUAAGAUGUAUGUAAACCUACAUGUGACAGACUGAUUGGAAUGGUAAAUGUUCACUUGAAGCUUAAUUAAAAAAAAAAAUUAAUAGCAAGAAAAAUUAAUCAAUAAAAAAAAAAAAUUCAUGUGCAACA